Messenger RNA from Anisakis simplex (herring worm), 387 nucleotides. Lineage: Eukaryota; Metazoa; Nematoda; Chromadorea; Rhabditida; Anisakidae. The record is from the annotation of a GenBank genome assembly.
AUGGGUGUGUGUUUAAGUGAUAGAAAUCGUCGAGUGGAUGAACCCGAGGUGAUUCGUGGACGUUCAGAGGCAGCUGUGGCAGCCACAACAAAAUUAGAAGAGGCUGCAGCAUCGAGUUCCGAGGAUGAAGAAGAAGCCGAGAGACGCAGGGCCAGAGCUCGGGCUAGACGCUUGCAGUACGAACAGCAGGAAGCACCGGUUGAGGAGGAUGAAGCAGAUGAGGAUGAUCAGGAGGAAUUCGAACGUCGUCGGCAACGUCUCCGAGAACGUGCACUGAAACGUGAAGAAGAGGAGGUGCUGAGCAAAGAGGUCGGUGUUGAAGAGGAGGAAGAGGAGACCGAAGAGGAAACCACCGACGAGGAAUCGGACCAUAGCGAAGACGAUAUG